This is a messenger RNA of Acanthoscelides obtectus, 1095 nucleotides long. The record is from the annotation of a GenBank genome assembly. NCBI's taxonomy places the organism in Eukaryota, Metazoa, Arthropoda, Insecta, Coleoptera, Chrysomelidae.
AUGCCACGAAAUUACACCAAGAAAAAUGUGAGGGCCAUGUGGUCGGCAGAAGAUCUGAUAAAUGCAAUCUCGGAUGUUAGAUGUGGUCGUGGUUCAAUAAGGCAAAUAAGUCGGACAUAUGCUGUUCCUGUUAGGACCUUAAUGAGGAGGAUCCAAUCAGGAAACGCAAACAAGGUCAAGUUAGGGCGUAAGAGUUAUCUAAGUCCAGAACAUGAACGAAGCUUGGUAGAUUAUAUCAAAAAAAUGGAGAAGAUGGGUUUUGCGUUAACACCUGUAGACGUAAAAAAGAUUGCGUACUCUUUUGCCAUCUGUAAUAACAUAGAAAAUAAUUUUAAUCCGGAGAAAAAAGAAGCUGGCCAUGACUGGUUCUGCUCUUUUAUGAAGAGACAUCCAAAUUUAUCCAUUCGAAAAGCUCAGGGAAUGUCAACGGCUCGAGUUCAAGGUAUGAACAAAGAAGAAUGCGAUCAUUACUUUGACCUGCUCGGGAACCUUUUAACAGAAAAUAACCUAAUAUCCGCUCCCAGAAAAAUUUUCAAUGUAGAUGAAACUGGGGUUCAGCUAAAUAACAACCCAGGAAAGGUAAUUGCUACCAGAGGUUCCAAAAUGGUAAAUUGUGUAACAAGUGCAGAGAAAGGUGAGACUGUGUCAGUUAUAGCCUGCGUGAAUGCAGAAGGUCAUUUCCUUCCACCCUACUGCAUUAUGAAGGGAAAAAACAAGAAAAAAGAAUUUGAAGACGGAUUGCCACCAGGUGGUACAGUUGUAAUGAGUGAAAAAUCGGCGUAUGUAACUACGGAUAUUUUCAAAGCAUGGCUUCUUCAUCUCUUUAUUCCACGUAAAGAACAAGGCAAAGUACUCCUCGUCCUUGACGGUCAUUCCUCUCAUUGCUCUGAUGUGAAAAUACUAGACCUGGCAACAGCCAAUGACAUAAUUCUGUUGUGCCUACCUAGCCACACUACUCAUUGGCUGCAGCCAUUAGAUAGAUCAUUCUUCAAGCCUCUUAAGGUUUAUUGGAAUGAAGCAUGUAAGAAAUGGGUACAAAACAAUCCCGGUCGCAAACUCUCCAGAUUGCAGUUUCCUCAAUACUGCAUGGUGUAA